CCAACACAAAAGCUCUAUACGGUGGUUAUCGUAUAAAGGGAAGAGAAGGAAAGGCCUCUACAGAAACAGGGGAAGAAGCAGAGUGAGCAGCACAUCAUUUACUAUUAGAGGCAGCAACCAAUGAGGCUACCAACUCCUACCCUUUUCUUCUUAUCAUUUGCUCUUCUCACUUUACUGCUUAAACCCACCUUUGCCUCCAAAAAGUCAUACGUGGUGUACUUGGGAGCACAUUCACAUGGCCAAGAAUUCACUUCCAUUGAUCAAACUCUGGUUUCUGAUUCUCACUCUGAUUUUCUUGGAUCAUUUCUGGGAAGUCGAGAGUUGGCCCAAGAUGCCAUCUUUUACUCGUACACAAGGCACAUCAAUGGUUUUGCUGCAACUAUAGAAGAUGAAGUUGCUGCACAAAUAGCUAAGCAUCCAAAGGUGGUUUCAGUCUUCUUGAACACAGGAAAAAAGUUGCAUACUACUCAUUCAUGGAGCUUCCUUGGAUUGGAACAAAACGGCGUAGUUCCUUCUAACUCAAUCUGGAAAACAGCAAGAUAUGGUGAAGACACCAUUAUAGGAAACCUUGAUACUGGCGUCUGGCCUGAAUCAGAAAGCUUCAGUGAUGAAGGAUUGGGACCGAUUCCUUCAAAGUGGAAAGGAAUAUGUCAAACUGGCUCAGAUCCUGGUUUCCACUGCAACAGGAAGCUUAUUGGGGCAAGAUACUUCAACAAAGGCUAUGCCUCGGUUGUUGGUCCUCUGAAUUCCACCUUGGAAACUCCUCGAGAUAAAGAAGGCCAUGGAACUCAUACGCUAUCAACAGCAGGUGGUAAUUUUGUAGCAGGAGCCAAUGUGUUCGGUUUAGGCAAUGGAACAGCGAAAGGUGGUUCACCAAAAGCAAGAGUUGCAGCUUACAAGGUCUGCUAUCCCCCAGUUGGCGGAAACGAGUGCUUUGAUGCAGAUAUUUUAGCAGCAUUUGACGCUGCAAUAAGCGAUGGGGUUGAUGUCCUUUCUGUGUCACUGGGAGCUGAACCUACCCCUUUCUUUAAUGACAGUGUCGCCAUUGGUUCUUUCCAUGCUGUGAAACAUGGGAUUGUCGUCAUUUGUUCUGCUGGUAAUUCUGGUCCUGAUGAUGCUACUGCCUCCAAUCUUGCACCCUGGCAGAUCACUGUCGGUGCCAGUACACUGGACAGAGAGUUCCCCAGUUAUGUCAUCCUCGGCAAUAACAUGACAUACAAGGGAGAAAGCUUAUCAAAACUAGCCUUGCCGAAGGACAAAUUCUUCCCAAUUAUAAGCGCUGCAGAUGCAAGAACAGCUAAUUCAUCAUUGGAAGAUGCGCUUUUGUGCAAAGCUGGAUCACUUGACCCCAAGGAGGCCAAGGGAAAGAUCUUGGUCUGUCUUCGAGGGGGAAAUGCAAGAGUGGACAAGGGCGAGCAAGCUGCACUGGCUGGUGCUGUUGGGAUGGUGCUUGCCAAUGACGAGGAUUCUGGGAAUGAAAUUCUCGCUGAUCCUCAUCUCCUUCCUGCUUCUCAUCUCAAUUACACCAAUGGUGUUGCUGUAUUCGCUUACAUUAACUCCACCAAGUCUCCUAUUGCUCACAUUACGUCUCCAGUAACACAAAUAGGCGCAAGACCAGCUCCCUUCAUGGCUGCAUUUUCAUCCAAGGGUCCCAACACCAUUGCUCCUUACAUCCUCAAGCCUGAUAUUACAGCACCAGGUGUAAGUAUCAUAGCAGCUUACACAGAAGAACAAGCACCAACAAAUGAAGAUUUCGAUACUCGACGAGUUUUGUUUAACUCAAUAUCAGGAACUUCAAUGUCAUGUCCUCAUGUUUCAGGCGUUGCAGGCCUUCUCAGAACUCUGCACCCAAGCUGGAGUCCUGCAGCAAUUAAAUCAGCAAUCAUGACAAGUGCAACGACGAUGAAUAAUAACAGGGAGCCAAUUCUGAAUGCAUCUUACUCCAAGGCUACACCUUUCAGCUAUGGAGCAGGACAUAUCAAACCAAACCAAGCCAUGGAUCCAGGGCUGAUUUAUGACCUGACUGUUCAUGAUCACUUGAACUUCUUAUGUGCCUCGGGUUACAAUGCAGCCCAAAUCUUAUCAUUCUCAGGGACUCCCUACAAAUGCCCCUCCAAGCCUAUUAGUCUUUCCAACUUCAACUAUCCUUCCAUCACCAUCCCUGACUUCAACGGCUCGAUCUCGAUCACUCGAAGAGUUAAAAACGUUGGCAGUAUUCCAAGUACAUAUAGAUCUCUUAUCAGAAAACCAACUGGGGUUUCCAUUUCUGUUGAGCCAGAGAUGUUGAAGUUCAAUAAGGUUGGUGAAGAGAAGAGCUUUAAUGUUAUUCUGAAAAGCAAGAGAUCUUCUGCAAGAGAGGAGUAUGCAUUUGGAGAGUUGAUAUGGUCAGAUAGCAAGCACUAUGUGAGGAGUCCUAUAGUAGUGAAGUGGUGAAAUUUAGCUAAUGCUUCAUGAAAAUAAUUUAUUACUUAGCUAUUACAUUUCAAUCCUGCUUAGAAGGUGUGGUUAUUCUAAGAGAUUGUUGAUGUUACUAUCAUAAUUUAUUAAGAAUAAUGAAUGGGAGAAGCAAAGUAUUUGCAAUUA
Molecule: messenger RNA, 2583 nt
Organism: Manihot esculenta (cassava)
Lineage: Eukaryota; Viridiplantae; Streptophyta; Magnoliopsida; Malpighiales; Euphorbiaceae
Product: subtilisin-like protease SBT5.3
Exons: 11
Coding region: 121-2433 (770 amino acids)
Biological process (GO): proteolysis
Molecular function (GO): serine-type endopeptidase activity
Source: RefSeq, a predicted model, not a curated record